Molecule: messenger RNA, 2610 nt
Organism: Octodon degus (degu)
Lineage: Eukaryota; Metazoa; Chordata; Mammalia; Rodentia; Octodontidae
Gene: Cchcr1
Product: coiled-coil alpha-helical rod protein 1
Exons: 18
Coding region: 78-2378 (766 amino acids)
Biological process (GO): protein export from nucleus; cell differentiation
Cellular component (GO): centriole
Source: RefSeq, a predicted model, not a curated record
GGCCGGAGGGCGGACGGGGCGCCCGGCCCGGGGACCGCAGGUGGCUGGAGAGUCUACAGCUUUCGGAAGCCGUGGAGAUGCUGCCGCCUUCUGGUUUCUCUGGGCUGGUGCCCCCGUCCCACUUCCAAGUUCGGCCCCUUCCCACACAGCCAAGAGUGGCUCCAGCCUGGGUCUCAGACCCCCUCCUCCUCCCGCCCCCAGCCCACCAAGUCGGCACUGAGAGGCACCAGAGGCCUCUGGUGAGCGCGUGGGAACCGGAUGUUCCUGGCGAUUGGCACGGACCAGGUCGGAGAGGCAGGUCCCUGGAGCUGGUGGGGUCGCAGGCCCUGAGUCAGCAGGCAGAGCUCAUCUCUCGGCAGCUGCAGGAACUGCGGAGGCUGGAGGAGGAGGUGCGUGCCCUGCGGGAGACCUCGCUGCAGCAGAAGAUGAGGCUGGAGGCCCAGGCCAUGGAGCUGGAGGCCCUGGCGCAGGCUGAGAAGGCCGGCCACGCUGAGGCUGAGGGCCUGCGCGCUGCCCUGGCUGGGGCAGAGGUGGUCCGGAAAAACCUGGAAGAGGGCAGCCAGCGGCAGCUAGAGGAGGUGCAGAGGCUACACCGAGAGCAGCUGUCCUCACUGACGCAGACUCACCAGGAGGCACUGGACAGUUUGACUAGCAAGGCCCAGGGCUUGGAGAAAUCUCUGAGUGGCCUGGAAGCUAGGAGGGCAGGGGAAGCCGAGGAGCUGGCUGCAGCCCAAAAUGAGGCUGAGCUGCUGCGGCAGCAACUGAGCAAGGCCCAAGAAGACUUGGAAGGUCAGGUGGCCCUGGUUGAGAAUCUUCGGAAAUAUGUGGGGGAACAAGUCCCUCCGGAGGCCCGCAGCCAAGCGUGGGAACCCGAGCGGCAGGAGCUUCUGGCUGCUGUGCAGCACCUGCAGGAGGACAGGGCCAGCCUGCGCGCCACCACCGAGCUGCUGCAGGUGCGUGUGCAGAGCCUGGUGCACGUGCUCACCCUGCAGGAGGAGGAGCUGACCCGGAAGGCCCUGCCCCCAGGGUCCCUGGAGCCUGAGUGUGCUGCGAAGCACCAGUCCCUGCUAAGCCGCUGGCGGGAGAAGGUGUUUGCCCUGUUGGUGCAGCUCAAGUCCCAGGAGCUAGAGCAUAGCGACUCAGUGAAGGCGCUGCGAGGACAGGUGGCUGAGCUCCAGGAACAAGUGACAGUCCAGAGCCAGGAGCAGGCCAUCCUGCAGCGCUCUCUGCAGGACAGAGCCGCAGAGGUGGAGGUGGAGCGCGUGGGGGCCAAGGCCCUGCAGAUGGAGCUGGGCCGGACCCAGGAGGCCCAGUGGCGGCAGCAACAGCAGACAGCCUUGGCGGAGGAGCAGUUGAAGCUGGUGGUUGGCGCCGUCAGCAGCUGCCAGAUCGGCCUCCAGAGCACCGUGACGAAGCUGGAACAGGCUGUAGCCCGGCUUCCCAGCCUCAACAACCGACUCAGCUACGCUGCCAGGAAGGUGCAUACCAUCCAGGGCCUGAUGGCUCGAAAACUGGCCCUGGCUCAGCUGCGCCUGGAGAGCUGCCCUGCACCUGCACCCCCACCCCCACCCCCACCAGACACCAGCGACAGCCUUGAGCUUCAACAGCUGCGGGAAGAGCGGAACCGCCUGGGUGCGGAGCUGCAGCUGAGUGCCCGCCUCAUCCAGCAGGAGGUGGGCCGGGCACGGGAGCAAGGGGAGGAGGAGCGGCGGCAGCUGAGCAAGGUGGCCCAGCAGCUGGAGCAGGAGUUGCAGCACGCCCAGGAGGCCCUGGCCAGCGUGGGGCUGCAGCUGGAGGCUGCUCGCCAGGGCCAGCAGGAGAGCACGGAGGAGGCUGCCAGCCUCCGGCGGGAGCUGACCCAGCAGCAGGAGACCUAUGCAAGAGCUCUGCAGGAGAAGGUGGCUGAAGUGGAGGCCCGGCUGCGGGAGCAGCUUUCAGAUGCGGAGCGGAGGCUGAAUGAGGCUCGGAGGGAGCAGACCAAGGCGGUGGCCUCCCUGCACCAGAUGCAGCGCACAGCUGCCCGGGAGAAGGAGCGGAACCAGGAGCUCAGGCGCCUGCAGGAUGAGGCCCGGAAGGAGGAGGGGCAGCGGCUGAGCCGGCGCUUGCAGGAGCUAGAGAGGGAGAAGAACCUCAUGUUGGCCACCUUGCAGCAGGAGGGUCUCCUCUCCCAUUACAAGCAGCAGCGACUCUUGGCCGUUCUCCCCGCCCUGCUGGACGAGGGGAAGCCAGUGGAGGCGAGCGCCAGGCCCACCGGGCCCACCCAGAAGUCCGGAGGAGGGUCCCUGUCUGCGCUGCUGGACAACCUGCAGGGCCUCAGCGAGGCCAUUGCUGAAGAAGAUGCCGCUGGCCAAGGAGACAGCGGCCCUGUCCAAAGCUGAGCAGCCCAGGCCUGGGCGGGGCCUGCGGCUGGGUCCCCAGUGGAGGCACUGGAGACACCGUGGCCAGCUUCCGCCAGACCUGAAUUGUGCCCCAAUAAAGAGAGUGCUCACAGUGGGCGCCCCGCCAUGCCCUUUCCCUCAGCCCCUUGGUGAUGUUUGGAGAGUGCUCGGUUUUCUUCCCACCUUUUGCUUUAAAAAUUUCUGACCAGGUGCCGUGGUGCUGCCUGUCAUU